Talpa occidentalis (Iberian mole) is the source of this 957-nucleotide messenger RNA. RefSeq names its product olfactory receptor 1P1-like. Gene Ontology annotation, molecular function: G protein-coupled receptor activity; olfactory receptor activity. NCBI's taxonomy places the organism in Eukaryota, Metazoa, Chordata, Mammalia, Eulipotyphla, Talpidae. Bases 7 to 957 code for a protein of 316 amino acids. The transcript has a single exon. The record is from RefSeq and is a predicted model, not a curated record. Gene Ontology annotation, cellular component: membrane. Gene Ontology annotation, biological process: G protein-coupled receptor signaling pathway.
GGGCUUAUGGAAGAAAGGAACCAGACCAGCAGCUUUGAGUUCCUCCUCUGGGGACUCUCAGAGAGGCCAGAACAACAACGCAUGCUCUUCCUAGUGUUCCUGUGGAUGUACCUGGUCACUGUGACUGGCAACCUGCUCAUCAUCCUGGCCAUAGCCACCGACACACAUCUCCACACUCCCAUGUACUUCUUCCUUGCCAGCCUGUCCUGUGCAGACAUCCUUUUCGUGUCCACCACUGUGCCCAAGGCCCUGGUAAACAUCCAGACCCAGAGCAGGUCCAUAUCCUAUGCAGGAUGCCUGACCCAGCUCUACUUCUUCUUGACUUUUGGGGACAUGGACAUCUUUCUCUUGGCCACAAUGGCCUAUGACCGCUACGUGGCCAUCUGCCACCCCCUGCACUACAGGAUGAUCAUGAGUCCCCGCUGCUGCACCAUCCUGGUCACUGUCUGCUGGACCCUUACAAAUCUUGUUGCCAUGACCCACACCUUCCUGAUGUUCCGACUUUCCUUCUGCUCCCAGAAAAUCAUUCCUGACUUUUUCUGUGAUUUGGAGCCCCUGAUGAAGGUGUCUUGCUCUGACCCUAAGGUCAAUGAGCUUGUACUCUUCUUCUUAGGGGGAGCAGUCAUUUUAGUCCCCUUUAUACUUGUCCUGAUAUCAUAUACCCAUAUAUUUUUAGCCAUUCUCAAGGUCCCCUCUGCCCAGGGGAGGCGCAAGGCCUUCUCUACCUGUGGGUCCCAUCUUGCUGUUGUUGCCCUGUUCUUUGGAACAGUGAUCAGGGCUUAUCUGUGUCCCUCAUCCUCUUCCUCCAACUCAAUAAAAGAGGAUACAGCAGCUGCUGUGAUGUACACAGUGGUGACUCCCCUGCUAAACCCCUUUAUUUACAGCCUGAGGAACAAGGACAUGAAGGGAGCUCUGGGCAGACUUGUCAGGGGAAAAGUCUCCUUCUUGAAAGGCUAG